Messenger RNA from Aureobasidium subglaciale EXF-2481, 1260 nucleotides. RefSeq lists its product as uncharacterized. Gene Ontology annotation, cellular component: membrane. The record is from RefSeq and is a predicted model, not a curated record. Bases 1 to 1260 code for a protein of 419 amino acids. Lineage: Eukaryota; Fungi; Ascomycota; Dothideomycetes; Dothideales; Saccotheciaceae. Gene Ontology annotation, molecular function: transmembrane transporter activity. Gene Ontology annotation, biological process: transmembrane transport. The transcript has a single exon.
AUGAGCCACCAGGACGAGCAGCCGCAACGCCAGGUCGACCAUGCCAACGAUACCAUCGAGAUCGAAGACCCCGUCGAGCGCAUCACUGUAAAGACAAAGGGAACCAACACGACGCCUGAACCGUCCACGCCGAGUUCGAGUAUCAAUGGCAGGCUCCAUGGCACGCCCGAAUGUAUUGAUGAUGGGGGUGUCGUACACGACUAUGAAGAAAGAGAAGGCGCAAAGAAGGGCAAAUUUGCCUACCUGCGGACAAGAGAUUUCUGGAUUGUGCUUCUGCUCACACAAAUCAUCGCUCUGGCUCAGACCGGAACAAAUACCUUGACAUCUCUGAUCAACGCUCGAGGCACCAGUAUCCCAGCAUUCCAGACCUUCUUCAACUAUGUUUUGCUGAAUGUUGUAUACACUUCUUUCACCAUCUACAAGUACGGCUUUGCCAGAUGGGCCAAGAUGGUCUUGAAAGAUGGCUGGCGAUUCUUCAUACUGGCUUUCUUGGAUGUUGAGGGCAAUUACUUCAUCGUGCUCGCAUACAAAUACACCAAUCUCCUGUCUGCCCAACUCUUCAGCUUCUGGACAGUCAUCGUCGUCGUCGUGAUAUCGUUGGUCGUUCUCAAGGUGCGCUACCACCUUGCGCAGUACGGAGGCAUCGUACUUGCAUGCGGAGGAUUCGCCUUGUUGAUUGCCAGUGAUUACAUCACAAAGUCCAACAACUACGCUCCGGCAAACGCGCUCAAGGGAGAUCUGUUCUGUCUACUUGCUCAGACUCUCUAUGCUUUCUCCAACACUUUCGAGGAGUUCCUCGUUUCCAAAAGACCCAUGUACGAAGUCAUCGGACAACUGGCAUUCUGGGGCAUGUUCAUCAACGGCGUGCAAGCCGCCAUUUUCGAUCGCAAGUCCAUUCAAGAAGCAACAUGGGACGGACAGAUCAUCGGAUACAUCGUCGGUUACACCCUGCUGCUGUUCAUCUUCUAUACCUUGGCACCAAUCGUUUUCCGCAUGAGCAGUGCCGCGUUCUUCAACAUCGGUCUAUUGACAGGCACCUUCUGGGGAAUCGUCGUUGGUACCCAAGUCCUCGGAUAUCACAUCCACUAUCUCUACCCCAUCGCUUUCGUUCUCAUCAUUCUUGGACACUUCGUCUACUACGGUACAGAAGGUGUACUGGGCGAGGCAAAGAAGCCAUGGCUGGGAGAAAACCAGGAGCUUGGCGAAAGUGGUCUCGGAACAGCUAGGCGUAGAGCUGAGCAUCCGAAUGCGAUUGUUUGA